Molecule: messenger RNA, 717 nt
Organism: Psylliodes chrysocephalus
Lineage: Eukaryota; Metazoa; Arthropoda; Insecta; Coleoptera; Chrysomelidae
Source: the annotation of a GenBank genome assembly
UCUACAACCAUUAUACCUAUAAAUAAUAGAACACAGAAGUUUGAAUCCAAAAUUUUGUUUUUACUUCACCAUCAUGAAUUCCAAAUCGUGUUAUAUUUUGGUUGUUUACCUAGUUAAUGGAAUUUUUGGUCAUGGUAUGAUGCUCGAACCGCCCGGUAGGAGUUCUAUAUGGAGAAAGUUUCCCAGUUUAGGAGAGCCAAAUUACAAUGACAACGAGCUUUUCUGUGGAGGCGCUUUCGUACAAAAUGAAUUGAACAAUGGUAAAUGCGGAGUUUGCGGAGAUCCAUACGACGUUCCCCACCCGCAACCCAAUGAAAAUGGUGGUUUUUAUGGUAGAGGAAUCAUUGUUGGUUAUUACGAGCCCGGUGAAGUUAUUAACGUAAGCGUAUUGCUUACCGCUAACCAUUUGGGAUACUUCACUUACAGUUUAUGCGAGCUCCAAGACCCAAAUGCACCAGAAUCUGGCGAGGAGUGUUUCGAAAAUCUGCUACUUGAAGAUGGUUCUGAUAUUCAUCCUGUAGGACCGCAUGAUUAUAGGAUAGAAAACAGAGUCGUUCUUCCCAACAAGACUUGUGAUAGAUGUGUACUCAGGUGGACAUACAGAGGAGGAAACAGCUGGGGUGUGUGUUCAAAUGGCGAACAACGAAUGGGUUGCGGUCCUCAAGAACACUUCAGAUCUUGUGCAGAUAUUAAAAUCCGCAAUAGGUUGAGCUUUAG